This is a messenger RNA of Calypte anna (Anna's hummingbird), 1335 nucleotides long. RefSeq names its product tRNA methyltransferase 61B (gene TRMT61B). Gene Ontology annotation, biological process: tRNA methylation. Gene Ontology annotation, cellular component: tRNA (m1A) methyltransferase complex. NCBI's taxonomy places the organism in Eukaryota, Metazoa, Chordata, Aves, Apodiformes, Trochilidae. The record is from RefSeq and is a predicted model, not a curated record. The coding region runs from base 12 to 1268 and encodes 418 amino acids. The transcript has 7 exons.
AGCGUCCCCUGAUGCCGGGCUGGGGCGGUUUGCGGCGGGCCCUCUCCUCGGUCCUCUCCUCCGGUAAUGGGGCGGCCUCCGGCGGGAGGCCUCGGAGGCGGGUGUGGGAGACGUCGCUGUCGCCGCUGGAGCGGGUGAGGCGGCUGCUGCCGCCGGAGGAAGGGGCGGAACUGGAGCGCUGCGUGGCGGCCCCUCCAGCUGCCCCUGAGGAGGCGGGAGCGGCCGAGCCUCGGGCGCUUCCCGAGGCGGCGGGAGCGCGGCCCGGUUCUUUCCGCCCCGGGGAGCUGGCACUGGCGGAGAUGCGGAGGAAGAACAACAGAACUCUGAAGCUGUUAUGUCGUCUGGCAGAGGGGUCGGUGUUGGCCAGCCCUGGCGGCGUCCUGCCUCACCGCGACAUCAUCGGGCAGCUGCCCGGGCAGAUGCUGUGCACGUCGGCCGGGGCGCGGCUGCUGCUGAGGCGGCCUUCGCUUGAGGAGUACGUCCUGCUGAUGCCGCGGGGGCCCGCCAUCGCCUACCCCAAGGAUAUCAGCGCUAUGUUAAUGAUGAUGGAUGUCCACCCAGGAGACACAGUUUUGGAAACUGGCAGCGGGUCCGGCGCUAUGAGCUUGUUUUUGUCAAGAGCAGUUGGGCCCAAAGGACGUGUUCUAAGUUACGAAAUCAGAGAUGAUCAUCAUAGUUUAGCUAAGAAGAAUUACAGGCACUGGCGUGCUGCAUGGAAAAUAGGACGUAUGGAAGAGUGGCCAGAUAAUGUGGAUUUCAUUCUUAAAGACAUUUCAACAGCUGCUGCAGAUAUGGAAUCUUUAACACUGGACGCAGUAGUUCUGGAUAUGCUUAACCCUCAGUCUGCUCUACCUGUCGUAUACCAAAGUCUGAAACAGGGCGGUGUGUGUGCAGUGUAUUUAGCAAACAUCACACAGGUUAUUCACCUUUUAGACAGAAUACGGACCUGCAAGCUCCCUUUUUCGUGUGAAAGGAUCAUGGAGGUAACACACAGAAAUUGGUUGGUACUCCCUGCUAAAAUCAAGAAUUUCAAAUCGAACCAAAUGUUGGAAACUGAAGAAAAUAUUGAAGAAGCACCCCACAAGGAAAAUGAAGAAAGGUACAAUCAGGAUGAAGUAGUUCUUAAGGAAAGUGAAUACAAUGAAUCACUUUCUAACUGUGCUGAAGUCUGCAGCUCAGUGCCUUACGUUGCUAAACCAUCUUAUUGGCAGGAAGGUCAUUCAGCAUUCCUUACCAAGCUGAGAAAGUUUGGACCACUUCUUUCUUGAGGUUGCGAAGAAGUUAGCGGCUAAUGUGAGCAUUGUAUCAGAAUAAAAUAAAAUGUUAUAAAGUAGA